This is a messenger RNA of Uncinocarpus reesii 1704, 348 nucleotides long. RefSeq lists its product as uncharacterized. NCBI's taxonomy places the organism in Eukaryota, Fungi, Ascomycota, Eurotiomycetes, Onygenales, Onygenaceae. The transcript has 3 exons. The coding region runs from base 1 to 348 and encodes 115 amino acids. The record is from RefSeq and is a predicted model, not a curated record.
AUGGGAUUCUGGGUUGACUGGGAACUUUGGGAGAAAAUGUGCUUUGUUCUUGGUUGCCUUAUUGUCAUAGUUGUCGCCUAUGGGCUUGGAGUCCAAAUCUAUAAUUCUCGGAGGAUUAAAAGAAUGGCCGCAACCGAAAGGGAAGUGAAGUCACAGCAGGGCGCAACGUUUGUACUCGACGACCUUAAAAAUGAUGAUAUACCGUUUGGGUCGCGAGCGAUCGAGAGUGGGAUCGAGGUAGAAGGAAUUUGGAUCUCAAGUCACAAUUCCCCCCGCCGGAGCCCCCUGCAAGCAGGCACCCCCCAAGAAACCCGACCACCUAGUCUUGGGCAAGGUGAAAACGCCUGA